AUGAGCAGUUCACGAGAUCGUUUUACAGAUAUUGAACUGGAAAAUAAACGUUUACCAGCAUGUUAUGAUUAUCUUAAUUGUGAAUUAUUAUCUCUUGAAGAAGCGAUGAAUGAAUUACAAAAUUUUCUAAAAGAUAUAAAUAGUUUUGUUAAAUUUGCUGAAAAAUAUUGUACAUAUCCAAAUAAACAUAAUUUAACAAAAGAUGAAUCUGCUGCAAUUUAUAUUUAUUCGAUGGAAAUGUCUCAUAAUUCAUGUGUUUAUCGUGUUUUAAAUCAAACACUUCGUGAAAAAGAUCGAUCAAAACUUCUUCCAUGGUUUGGAUAUUUAAAACUUUUAGAUUCUGCAACAUCAAAAUUACCUACAUUCAAAGGAAUUAUUUGGCGUGGUACUGAUAAAAAUGUUACUAAAUAUUUUAAAAAAGGUCAAAAAAUUACUUGGUGGAGUAUAAGUUCAUGUUCAACAUCUGUUAAUGUUAUUUCUUCAUUUGUUAAUAAAUCUCUAUCAAGUACAUUAUUUCAUAUUGAAUGCUUGAAUGGAAAAUUAAUUGCAUCAUAUACAUGUUAUCCAAAUGAAAGGGAAGUUAUUUUAAUGCCUGGAACAGUAUUUGAAGUUAUAUCUAUUACAUCAAAUAAUCAUGGUGGAUUAAAUAUUAUUCAUUUAAAAGAAAUUAGUGAUAAUGAUAAACCAACAGAUUCAAGUAACUACUUUAACUAUAAUACGUAUUAG
This is a messenger RNA of Adineta steineri, 726 nucleotides long. NCBI's taxonomy places the organism in Eukaryota, Metazoa, Rotifera, Eurotatoria, Adinetida, Adinetidae. The record is from the annotation of a GenBank genome assembly.